AAAAACAUUGUUUUAUUUAUGCUAAUUUUAAAAUCACGUUUACAAUCCGUGUCAUUCAAAGCAUAGAUAAAUUGAUAUUUAGUCUGUGAUUUAAAGUGGGAAUUAUUUUUGGGCUAUGGUGUAGUUGGUCCAUAUUCCAUUGCAUUCGUAGUCCAUGGUGCACUUUAAGCGUGUAUCUCUUUGUUUGGAAACUCUUUUUUUUCUAAUGAAGUUCUUUGAAUAAAAGAAUGGGAAGUAUCAAUGGUGAAGAUGAAGUUGGUAAUGGCAAUCAAGAAAAGGAAAUCUUCCAUGAUGCGGACGAUGGAAAUUGUAUUAAAAGCAGGCAAAACAUAAACGAUGAAGGAGACGCCUUGGGAAGGCCUGGUGGUCGACCUGGUGAAAUGUAUGCUCGCAUGCCAGUUCCAAAAUAUGCCACACAUUAUAAAAUGGACCACCCGAAACGAGGCUUAGCUCUAAUAUUCAACCAUGAGAUAUUUGAAUGUGGUGGACUGAAAGCCAGAUCAGGGACAAAUGAAGAUUGUGCAAAUCUUAAAACUUGCUUAUCUGUCCUAGGAUUUGAUGUACAAGUAUUUAAAGAUUUAAAUUAUUUGGAUUUAGAAUACCAUGUGAAACAAGUUGCGGCUAUGGAUCACACUCAUCAUGAUUGUGUGUUGCUAACAGUUUUGUCUCAUGGGGAAAUGGGUAUAAUUUAUGCGAAGGACACUCCAUACAAACCUGAUAAUUUGUGGUCAUUAUUUACUGCUGAUAGAUGUCCAUCACUUGCAGGAAAACCAAAAAUGUUCUUUCUUCAAGCAUGUCAAGGAGAUAAACUUGAUGGAGGAGUAAACUUAAGAACAACUGAAACAGAUGGAGAAAUUUAUAAUACUUACAAAAUACCUGUUCAGGCUGAUUUCUUGAUUGUCUAUUCAACUGUAAAAGGAUACUACUCUUGGAGAAAUACAACGAAAGGCUCUUGGUUUGUCCAGGCCCUCUGUGAUGAAUUAAGAAAUAGAGCACAUGAGUUAGAUUUGAUGACAAUACUGACAUUUGUGUCUCAAAGAGUUGCAAUAGAUUUUGAAAGCAAUGUGCCUGAUUCCAUUACAAUGCACCGUCAGAAACAGAUACCCUGUGUAAUGAGCAUGCUGACAAGAUUAAUCCAGUUCUCCAUGCCAGGAUCACAUUCAAAAGGAAUUGUUUUUAAAGCACAUAGAUCUAGUGGAAUGGUACAUCCUAGAAACAGAACUGGUUUAUAUUGAAGGAACUGGAAGCACAAAUGGCAUUUUACAAUAUUUUUAGAUUAAAAAUUCUGCAAAAUCGAGAAUCUCGAUCAUCUAUUUUUUAUAUCGGAUAUCGUGGUCUUUCAUAAAUGUCACAAAAACUAUAAUUAAGAGUAUCUCUGCCUAUAUUGUGAUAUGUCUGUUUACCUAAAAGAUGUUACAAGUAUAGUGUUCAACAAUUUUAUUGCCUUAGGUCAAACUUUAUUUGUCAAUAUGGUAUUGCUCACUUAUAGGGUCUAUUGUAUUAGGUAAUAGUUAUUAGAUAUAAGGUAUAUUUUACAUUUAUUUAGAUCAAAUUUAUCAAAUAUUAUAGAUUUUAGAAGCAUCAAAGUGUGCUGUUUUACCUGCUGCAAUUGCCUGACAUGUUAUUUUUGAAUAAUAAAAAAAUCGGUUGUUCAUACAUAA
Cylas formicarius (sweet potato weevil) is the source of this 1661-nucleotide messenger RNA. Its product is annotated as caspase-1-like. The transcript is spliced from 5 exons. Lineage: Eukaryota; Metazoa; Arthropoda; Insecta; Coleoptera; Brentidae. The record is from RefSeq and is a predicted model, not a curated record. The coding region runs from base 228 to 1235 and encodes 335 amino acids. Gene Ontology annotation, biological process: apoptotic process; proteolysis. Gene Ontology annotation, cellular component: cytoplasm.